CGUCUCCAGCCAAUGAGAGGCCGCUCGAUUGUCACGUGGCUAGGGUUUAUAUAAGACGGAGCCCAGAGCCGCCAGUCGGUAGGAGCCGCGGGGAGCGCGGGUAGUAAGUGGUUCUCUGCGGAGAGCUGGAAAACCCUGUUCGUCAUCCUCAGUAGCUGGAGCCGCCGGAGACGCCGCCGCCUUAACAGCAUCGACACCCGUUCGUCUCGAUCGCGGCUGCCGCUUCGGCCCUUCGGGCGAUCGCCGCGGCCGCGGCCGCCGAGGCCGAUCGGGUCUCGGCCCUUUCGGGCCAGCUCUCCCGACCGCUGUUUGAGCGGCGCCUCCGGCUCAUCCAGCAUGAGCUCCGACAAUCCCCGCGAGGGCCCGCCGCCCCGCCAGGCGGCCGGCCGAGACGAAGAGCCUCCGGCGGUGCCGUCCACAUCGGGCACCCAGAGGCGUCCCGCCCCGCGGGAGGCGACCCUGCCCAGGCAGCCCGUGGUUCUUAGCCCCGAGAGCCUGAGGCUCCUGGAGCAGGCGGACGCCCUGGCGGUCAGCAGGCGCUUCCACGAAGCCUUCGAUCUGUACCAGGCUCUGUACCAAGAUCGCCAGCUGAACCCCGACCAUCUCGACUGUCUGGUGCGCAGCAUCGCCGAGAGCAUCCGCACCCGAGACGAUCUCCGAGAGGGAAUCCGAGAGAUCCCCGUCACUCCCGCGAUGCUCAACGGCGGCGACGAGGAGUCCGGAGAGAGGAUCCAGGUCGAGCUGCCCCAGCUGAUCUGGGACGGCUUCCGAUGCCGGAGAUGCCAAGGUUUCCUGUGCGAGCCGGUGUCCCUGAGCUGCGGACACACCUUCUGCAAAGGGUGCCUGGAGAACGAGCGCCGCUGCUUCCAGUGCAACAGACCUCUUAGGCCCGGCUUCUACUGCUGCAGCGAGGUGGACGGCCAGGAGGUGCUGCCGCCCCUUCCCAAUCUGCGGGUCAACGUGCUGCUGAAUAACUUGCUGGCCAAGUGGUUCCCGAACUCGACCAGGGGAUCGCGCCUCCGCCACCAGGGCGGCCGCCUGUUCCGGCGGGGCAGGCUGAAGCAGGCUUUGGACAAAUACACCCGAGCUCUCGACUUGUCUCCAAAUGACUUCUUGCUCUUUAACAAGCGAUCUCAGGUCUAUUUUGUCUUGAAACUUCCUGAACCUGCAUUGCAUGAUGCUGAAAUGGUCUGCAGACUCCAGCCAUAUUGGCUGAAGGGUCACUUUUGCAAAGCCCAAGUCUUAGCCUUCCUGGGGAGAACAGAAGAAGCCCUCAGGGAGUUCCUGUACUGUGUGGCUUUGGAUGAGGGGCACAGGAUGGCCAGGUGUGAAGCUGCCAAGCUCCUGUUUAGCUUGUUCUCGCACAUCCCUGGGAAUACCCAGGAGCGCUUAGCAAGCUGCCUACUACUGGAGACCUGCAGCUCUGUACCAGGAAGCAGUGCCAUGGCUUCCCAGGCCUGUGGAGCUAGCUGCAGCAGUGACCCUCAGCUGCCAGGAUUGGUCCAGGAGAUAGAGAAAAUCCCUCUUGCUGUGGAGAGGCCAAACCCUCCUGGUUGCGUUGUCCUGGCUUGUAUGGGAGCAAGGAGAGAAAGGGAGUCCCAGGAUGGAGAGAGACAGAUUCCAGUAGACGGACCUAUGGAAGCGAACCAGGCUGCAGUGGUCCAGGCCCAAGAGGAGGAGGAAGCACAGGCUUCAGGAAUGUUCCAGGCCCAGGAGGAGGAAGAAGCACAGGCUUCGGGAAUGUUCCAGGCCCAGGAGGAGGAAGCACAGGCUUCGGGAAUGUUCCAGGCCCAGGAGGAGGAGGAAGCACAGGCUUCGGGAAUGUUCCAGGCCCAGGAGGAGGAGGAAGCACAGGCUUCGGGAAUGUUCCAGGCCCAGGAGGAGGAGGAAGCACAGGCUUUGGGAAUGUUCCAGGCCCAGGAGGAGGAAGCACAGGCUUCGGGAAUGUUCCAGGCCCAGGAGGAGAAGGAAGCACAGGCUUCGGGAAUGUUCCAGGCCCAAGAGGAGGAGGAAGCACAGGCUUCGGGAAUGUUCCAGGCCCAAGAGGAGGAGGAAGCACAGGCUUCAGGAAUGUUCCAGGCCCAGGAGGAGGAGGAAGCACAGGCUUCGGGAAUGUUCCAGGCCCAGGAGGAGGAAGCACAGGCUUCGGGAAUGUUCCAGGCCCAGGAGGAGAGACAGGUUGCAGAAGUGUUCCAGGUUCAGGAUGAGGAGACACAGUCUUCAGAUAUGUUCCAGGUUCAGGAAGCCGAGAGACAGGCUCUGGAAGCCCUGUCCAGGGAGACCAGACAGGCUGCAAUAUACCAGCUCCGGGAGGCAGAGUUACAGAUUUUGAUGUGCCAGACUGAGGGGAGAGAUAAUCUGAUGCUCCAGCCAGAGGAGGAAGAGGAGGAGAUCCAGGCUGUGCUGGUCCGGGCAGGGGAGGAGAUAAGAGCCGUGAUGGUCCCAGAAGAGGAGGAAGAGGAGAUUCGAGCCGUGGUGGUCCAGGGAGAGGAGGAGGACAUAAGAGCCGUGGUGGUCCAGGGAGGAGAAGAGGUGGGAGACGCAGGGGAGGAGGAGGAGAUACAGGCUGUCGUAGUCCCACCCGUGGAGGAGAUGCAGAACAUGCUGGUCCAGAUCAAGGAGGAAGAAGUACAGGUCCCUGUGUACCAGCCCAAGGUGGGGAAUGUAAUGGUUCAGCCUAAGGAGGAAGAGAUCGAGAUUCCUGUAUUCCAGCCCAAGGAAGAGGAGGUCGACCUUCUGGAUUUCCAUAUUAAAGAGGAGCCGAUAGAUCUUGCAGAUUUUGAUCUUAAAGAGGAGCCGCUAGAGAUUCCCCACUUUGACUUCAAGCAGGAACAGGAAGAGCUAGACUUCUCCGAUUUCCAGCUCAAAGAGGAGGUGGAUGAUAUUGACUUUCCUGAUUUCCAGUUCAAGGAGGAAGUGGAGGAGCUAGACUUUUCCGAUUUCCAGUUCAAGGAGGAAGUGGAGGAGCUAGACUUUCCCGAGUUCCACCUCAAGGAGGAAGAUGAUGAUAUAGAGUUUCCCGAGUUCCACCUCAAGGAAGAGGACGACUUCAGCUUUCCUGACUUCCAGCCCAAGGAAGAAGAUGAUGAUUUAGGCUUUCCAGACUUUCAGCCUAAAGAAGAGCCGCUAGACAUUCCAGACUUCGAGAUUAAGGAAGAGCCUCUAGACCUCCCAGACCUUCCAGAUUUCCACAUUAAGGAGGAGGAAGAAGAUGAUGAGAUCCCGAUUCUGGCCCCGCCGGAUAUGGAAACCUUGGCUCUGAUGGCCCAGUCUGAUGAAGAGGAAACAUUGGCUCUGAUGGCCCAGGCUUUAGAGGGGAAGAGGCAGACUUCCAUGUGCCAGCCCGAAGACCCGGAGGCUUUCAUGUUCCAGCCCAAUGAGGGCCAGGCUUUCAUGUCCCGGGCCCAAGACAUACAGGCUUUCGUGUUCCAGCCCAGCGAGGGCCAGGCUUUCAUGUCCCAGACUCAAGAUUUGCAGGCCUUCUUGUCGGAGCCUGAAGAGAGACCAGUUUCCGUGUCCUAUUCUGAAGAAACCCCGGCUUCCUUGCCCCAGGCCAAUGAGGGCCAGGCUUUUAUGCCCCACUUUGAGGAGGGCCAGGCUUUUGUGUCCCAGUCCGGCCAAGCCCAGGCUUUUAUGCCCCACUUCGAAGAGGGCCAGGCUUUUGUGUCCCAGUCCGACCAAGGCCAGGCUUUUAUGCCCCACUUUGAGGAGGGCCAGGCUUUUGUGUCCCAGUCUGGCCAAGCCCAGGCUUUUAUGCCCCACUUCGAGGAGGGCCAGGCUUUCGUGUCCCAGUCCAGCCAAGCCCAGGCUUUUAUGCCCCACUUCGAAGAGGGCCAGGCUUUCGUGUCCCAGUCCGGCCAAGGCCAGGCUUUUAUGCCCAACUUCGAGGAGGGCCAAGCUUUCGUGUCCCAGUCUGGCCAGGGCCAGACCUUUAUGCCCAACUUUGAUGACGACCAGGAUUUCAUGCCCAGCUUUGAUGACGACCAGGCUUUUAUGCCCCACUUUGAAGAAGGCCAGGCUUUCAUGUUCCAGCCUGAAUUGACACAGGCUUUCCUGUUCCAGCAUGAAGGGGCAAGGGUUUCCAUGGCCCAGUGCGAACAGGCACAGGCUUCCAUGGCCCACUUCGAAGAGGCUUUUAUGUUCCAGGAUGACGAGGAAGAGGCCUCCACAUCCCAGGCCGGGGGAACACAGGCUUCGACAUCCCAGGCCACAGAGAAUCAAACUUAUUCAGGCAAAGGCAAGCAGCCCAAAAAGAAGCAGGCUUCAGGAUCCCAGCCUGGGAAGAAACAGGCUUCCACAACCCUGGCCGGAAAGAGACAGGGCCACGUAGCCCAGCUCAAGGAGGACAAGAAACAGAUGCAAAUGGACCAGUCCAGGAAGAGAAAGGCUCCAGGACUCUUGCUGAAGGAUAGAAAGAAACAGCUUUCACUGACCCAGAGCAAGAGAAAGAAGGUGAGCCCAGCAACCCAGAACAAGGGGAAAAGACAGGUUUCCUCAGUAACCCAAAGCAGGACACUAGGCCAUGUGGCCCAAAACAAGAAGAGAGUAAAGGCGUUCAUGCAAGUCAGUAAGAAACUGGUUCUGAACGCCCAGGCCAAGAGGAAUCGGGCCAGAAUGGAGCUGAUCAGGAAACAGAUCCAAGGGUUGCCAAUCAAGGGCAAGAACAAAGAGUCCAAGAAACGCCAGCUGGCGAAAGACAAAAGCGUUUCCUUACAGUCCUUGGACAUCGAAGUCCCGUGCAAGGUUCCCAAGAAAGAUUCGGGUGGCUCUUCCCGGGCUAGGAAUUAUUCCCGUAAGGUUCCCUUCCAAUCUUUCGAUCCAUCUGACUUGGAUUGCCCACUCUGCAUGAGGCUGUUCUAUGAGCCUGUCACCACUCCCUGUGGACAUACCUUCUGCAUGAAGUGUCUUGAGAAAAGCUUGGAUCGCAGCCCCAUAUGCCCCCUGUGCAAAGAAGACCUCGAAGAGCAAUGUAUAAGGAGAUGCAACAAAAAUUUACUGAUGGAGGCACUGAUUGCCAAAUAUAUGCCUGAAGACCUCGAUGAGCGCCGAAGGAUCUUUGAGGAGGAAAUGGCAGAGCUCUCUAACAGCCUGAAUAAGAAUGUGCCUAUAUUUGUGUGCACCAUGGCCUAUCCCACUGUGCCAUGCCCCCUCCACAUUUUCGAGCCCUGCUACCGCCUUAUGAUUCGAAGAUGCAUGGAGACUGGCAGCAACCAUUUCGGCAUGUGCAUUGGUGAUGCCUACAGAGGCUUCCACUGGCAUCAGACCAGUGAACUGUGGUCCAAGGGGCCAUUCCCGACAAGAGGCUCUUGGCUUACCUGGUGGGGACUCCCGAGGACUCGGUCUUUGGGGUUUGCAGACUAUGGUUGCUUGCUGGAGAUAAGAAAUGUUGAGUUCUUUCCUGAUGGUCGCUCUGUGGUGGACAGCAUUGGUAAGAGGAGGUUUAAGGUGCUCCGGCGGAGCCAGAGGGAUGGCUACAACACAGCUGACAUCGAAUAUGUUGAGGAUUAUAAGGUCGAAGGGGAAGAGUAUGAACGUUUGCUAAGGCUGCACAGCUCCGUAUACGAUCAGUCACUUGCCUGGUUCUAUUCACUCAAACAAGCGCUCCGGAACCGCAUCCUGAGCCACUUUGGGCCCAUGCCACCAAAAGAUGUGGAUCCACAGGGCAAUCCCAAUGGCCCCUCCUGGUGCUGGUGGGUCUUGGCAGUCCUUCCACUUGAAAGUAGAGCUCAGCUUCCUUUCCUGUCCACAAAGUCCCUGAGGCGCCGCUUGAAUGGCAUUCGGUGUGUCCUGUCGUUCUUGUCCUACAGCCAAAACUCGAACCAAAGCCAGGUCCCUAUGCAAAGUGUGCUACAAAAUGAAAUUCGAAACCAAGACCGAAUGGAACGUAGAAGCCAAAGACUAAUAAUGCGAGGUCCAAGCCAAGGAUCAGUGAUAGAUCUAAGCCAAGACCCAAUGGAAGGUACAAGCCAAGGAACACUGCGAGGUACAAGCCAAGACCCAAUGGAAGGUACAAGCCAAGGAACAUUGCGAAGUCUAAGCCAAGCAUCAGUGAUAGAUCUAACCCAAGACCCAAUGGAAGGUACAAGCCAAGGAACACUGCGAGAUCUAAGCCGAGGAUCAGUGAUAGAUCUAAGCCAAGACCCAAUGGAAGGUACAAGCCAAGGAACACUGCGAAGUCUAAGCCGAGGAUCAGUGAUAGAUCUAAGCCAAGACCCAAUGGAAGGUACAAGCCAAGGACCGAUGCGAGGUCCAUUCCUAUACCCGAUGCAAAGUCCAAUCCCAUACUCGAUGCAAAGUCCAAUCCCAUACUCGAUGCAAAGUUCAAUCCUAUACCCGAUGGAAUUGAGUUCAAUCCAAGGACUAAUGCAAGAUCCAAGCCAAGGCCCAAUGGCCAACGACCCAAUGGAAGGUCCAAGCUACGACCCGAUGGAAGGUCCAAGCUACGACCCGAUGGAAGGUCCAAGCUACGACCCGAUGGAAGGUCCAAGCUACGACCCGAUGGAAGGUCCAAGCUACGACCCGAUGGAAGGUCCAAGCUACGACCCGAUGGAAGGUCCAAGCUACGACCCGAUGGAAGGUCCAAGCUACGACCCGAUGGAAGGUCCAAGCUACGACCCGAUGGAAGGUCCAAGCUACGACCCGAUGGAAGGUCCAAGCCAAGAACCAAUGUAAGGCCAAAACCAGGGCCAGUAAAAUCCAAGAGAUGAAGAGAAAGGAAGGGGCUCUGCUUUUCCUUCCAAGGUGGGGGGUGGGGGGGAGGGAAGGGGACUUCUUGUCACUGUCUUUAAUCACAAUACUGUCUUAAUGGGUGAUCAUUAUUAACCUCAGGGGGAGUGUUCAGCAGGAUGUCCUAAAUAACACCUGCUUAGGGGUUUACUCCAUUUGGAAAACCCUCAUUUCUGUCUCUCCCCCCUCCAUCUUCUCUCUUCUCUCUUUCUAUCUGCAAUUGUUGACAUGCUGCAUUGCUAAAUGAAUGGCCUAGGUGUUGUUCUAGAGCACAGUGAUAUUGUUUGCCUUCAAAAGUUCAGAAAAUAACAUUUACAUUUCAAAAAGAAUGUUUGGUCUUACUGUGAAACAAUUGAUGUUGAUGAAUUUAUUUUGUUGACGCUUGUUUAGUCUUAUUCUAAAUGCUUCUGGUUGGAUUCAGCUAAUGUUCACUACUUCAUUCUGGUUGAAUAAUUUAUUUUCUCACUA
Molecule: messenger RNA, 7194 nt
Organism: Sarcophilus harrisii (Tasmanian devil)
Lineage: Eukaryota; Metazoa; Chordata; Mammalia; Dasyuromorphia; Dasyuridae
Gene: LONRF3
Product: LON peptidase N-terminal domain and ring finger 3
Exons: 13
Coding region: 337-6672 (2111 amino acids)
Molecular function (GO): protein binding
Source: RefSeq, a predicted model, not a curated record